This is a messenger RNA of Trametes versicolor FP-101664 SS1, 1311 nucleotides long. Its product is annotated as PIN domain-like protein. Bases 91 to 1311 code for a protein of 406 amino acids. The record is from RefSeq and is a predicted model, not a curated record. Lineage: Eukaryota; Fungi; Basidiomycota; Agaricomycetes; Polyporales; Polyporaceae. Gene Ontology annotation, molecular function: 5'-3' exonuclease activity; 5'-flap endonuclease activity; DNA binding. The transcript has 9 exons. Gene Ontology annotation, cellular component: cytoplasm; nucleus.
GCUGCUGUUCCCCUCACCUCGUCUUGUGGACCCCUUUCGCGCUCGCCUCCAUCAGCGACAACAUUCUUGUGCGAGCCACACUGAGACAGGAUGGGUAUCAAAGGCCUCACCGCGCUCCUCGCCGAGCACGCACCCAAAGCGUUCCAGGAACAUGAAAUGAAGACGCUUUUUGGGCGCAAAGUGGCAGUAGACGCGUCCAUGUCCAUCUACCAGUUCCUCAUCGCCGUACGUCAGAAGGACGGAGAGCUGCUCACGAACGAUGCCGGAGAGACCACAAGUCACCUUAUGGGCUUCUUCUACCGGACCAUCCGGAUGGUAGAGAACGGCAUCAAGCCUGCAUACGUGUUUGACGGCAAGCCGCCAGAGCUUAAGUCCGGCGUGCUGUCCAAACGUUUCGAGAAACGCGAAGAAGCAAAGGAGGAUAACGAGGAGGCGAAAGAGACGGGCACGGCAGAGGACAUGGACCGCUUCUCCCGUAGGACCGUCAAGGUCACGCGCGAGCACAACGAGGAGUGCCGUAGGCUGCUCGGCUUGAUGGGCAUCCCCUUCGUUGUCGCGCCCUCAGAGGCGGAGGCGCAGUGCGCAGAGCUCGCACGCGGGGGCAAGGUGUACGCGGCGGGCUCGGAGGACAUGGACACGCUCACGUUCGGCGCGCCGAUCCUUUACCGCCAUCUCACCUUCUCUGAGGCGCGCAAGACUCCCAUCAGCGAGAUUAACCUGCAAAAGGCCCUCGAGGGCCUCGAGAUGAACAUGUCGCAGUUCACCGAGUUGUGCAUCCUGCUCGGGUGCGACUACCUCGAGCCUAUCAAAGGUGUCGGCCCGAAGUCGGCACUCAAGCUCAUUCGCGAGCAUGGCUCACUAGGAAAGAUCCUCGAACACCUGAAAGAAAAAGCUGCUGAGAAGGAAGAGGCGGCCGAGGAGGGCAAGAAGAAGAAAGGCGGCGUCCAGAUCCCCGAGGAGUGGCCCUGGGAGCAGGCGAAGGCCAUCUUCCUGAAACCAGACGUCACGCCUGCGGAUGAGCUCGAGCUCGAGUGGAAGAGCCCUAACGUCGACGGGCUCGUCGACUUCCUUGUCCGGGAGAAGGGAUUCAAUGAGGAGCGCGUCCGGAAGGGCGCGGAGAAGCUGGCGAAGUUCCUGAAUGCGAAACAGCAGGGCCGCCUAGACGGGUUCUUUACGGCCAAGCCGAAGGCGUCGCCCAAGAAGAGCGACAAGCCGGCGGAGAAGGGCAAAGGCAAGGGCACGAAACGCAAGCAGGCAGAUGACAAGGACAAGAAAGAAGCGGGGAGCAGCAAGAAGACGAAGAAAAAGUAG